Messenger RNA from Salvia splendens (bonfire salvia), 678 nucleotides. RefSeq names its product MLP-like protein 31. Lineage: Eukaryota; Viridiplantae; Streptophyta; Magnoliopsida; Lamiales; Lamiaceae. The transcript has 2 exons. The record is from RefSeq and is a predicted model, not a curated record. Gene Ontology annotation, biological process: defense response. Bases 42 to 497 code for a protein of 151 amino acids.
AUUAAUUGAAAAGACCACUUAGUAGAAGAUUCCAAGAGAGGAUGGCCUCAUACCCUAACAAGUUGAUAGCCCAGUUGGCAUUCAAGGCUGGUGGGCAUGUGUUUCAUCAGCUCGCGUCUCUUAAUCCCCGUCACUUCAUCAAAGCCACCCCUACGCACAUCCAGGAGUGUAAGUUGCAUCAAGGCGAUUACGGAGUCAAUGGCUCCGUUAUCGAGUGGAGCUACACCGUUGAUGGCAAACCUCAGACGGCGAAACAAGUGCUUCAAGGCAUCGACAAUGAGAAGAAGCAAAUCUCGUGGAAGAUGCUCGAAGGAGACCUUUGCGUGCUCUACAAGGACUUGGUCAUAACGGCCCAUGUUGAGACCAAAAAUGGCGUCGACUUCAUCACUUGGACUAUAGACUACGAGCUCAUCUCACCCGAAAAUCCGCACCCGGUUUCCUUCUUGAACUUCUUCAUCUGUCUCACUAAAGACUUGGAGUCUCACAUCUUUGGAUGAAUGAUCGCUCAAGUGUUGGGACUUUGAUCUCACCAACCUACCCACAUAAUAAAUAUUGUUGAUUUUAUUAAGUCUAUAUGUAUGUAUGUUGUAAUUGCAAUAAGUGAGGGAUUGGUGAAGUUUAUGACUAUAUAUGUUCUCCACUCAAAAUAUAUGAAUUCUACUAUCAUGUUUGUGUCAA